GCCCCGACAUCCAUUCAUUCCUCCCGGCCGUUCCUUCUCUGCCGACACACACACCUUCAUUCCUCCACGUGGUGUGUGGCACACUGUGUGUAUGUCCGCUGUGUGGAGGCCAUCGGUCAAUUCCUCUCUUACAGCGGUUGAAUGCACUGUGUGAAGGCAUGAAUCCUCUGGCAGUCUGUCUCUGUCGCUUCGAUCAGUCCCUCGGUUGCCAGCGCACCACAAUACCGCAGCUGUUAAUGUCACGAGACGUCUGCACACACAAACGUCAGACAGACACACAUCAAAGGCAGGGAGACACGUCCAUUAAUUACAUGGUUGCUUACAUCCUGGUGGGAUGAUCUCUCCGUCGCUUCGGAUCGGCCCCCUCAGCGCACAGGGCGGCCUCUCCGACCGAUUCACACCUCGCUCCAUCUUCUCUGCACACAUCACAACAACAACACACACACACACGCGCGUCACGUGGCUGUCGGUCACUGGAUCUCUCACCUUUGAGCUUGAGUGCCGUGACAGCUCCUGGGUGAUAGUGGUGGUGCAGCCGUCCGCUGCAGAACUGCACCCGGCCGAAUGUGGUCGUCUCUUCGCUGGGCCGGAGGGUGAAGAACCGACAGUCUUCCAACUCGUCACUGGACAUCACACAUCACACACACAGGGAGAGACACUGACUCUAUUGCUGCGCUGCCCUACCCACCAGUGGUUAGCGGCUGUGGUGGCGUUGAUGUUGUCGUGUUGCUCGAGCGUCUCGCUGCACGCACUCAGCAUGUUCGAGUAGACGUCGUAGUUGGCAACCAACAGCGGCUUGACAUAAGUCGUGGCAAACCUUCAAUGAGGAGACAGCGAGAGAGAGAGAGAGAGACACGUGCAGUGUGUCUCUGUGUGUCAGAAGGUCGUACGGCGAUGUUUGUGUGGUCAGGGUUUGGAGCGUGCGCAUCCACGUGUCAUCGAGACACACACGUGCAGUCGGCCAGCUGAAUGCCGUGCACUCAGUGGCCUUGUCGCACCACUCGCGCAUCUCAUCGACGCCACUGAUGCCCUGACGACACACACACAGACAGACAGACAGACAGACAGACAGAUGGACAGACAAUCGCGUGACUGAUUGAUUGAUGUGGUGGAGAGGCUCACUGACUGACUGACCAUUUCUGCCGGCAGGAGAGUGAUUGACCGGCGACAGUCGACUGUGUGGUUGGCUAUCUGCAGGUACUCGGCCACACAGACGCCUCACCUGUGCCAUCAUCAU
Molecule: messenger RNA, 1237 nt
Organism: Vitrella brassicaformis
Lineage: Eukaryota; Vitrellaceae
Source: the annotation of a GenBank genome assembly